AAACUUCAAAACUGCUCAAUGCUCAGAAAAACUGCAAAAUGCAGAUAAAUCUGCACAUUUGGCAACGCUGCAGCACUAAAAACCAAACAUUCUCAGCUUUUUACGUUCUCUUAAAUUAUAAACAACAAAUUUGGUACAAAAAUCUCUCAAAAUUACGAGCGCGUUAAGAAAUCGUCUCUUUAAUAUAUUGAUGUGUAGAUUAAAUUCACCACAAUGUUGGCGACGAUCAGUACACACUUCACACGCACCUCUUCAACAUAGCGACGGUCGACAGCAGCGUGAAACGUAUUGGAGAUAUAAACAAAAACCACAAGAAAAACAACGUUCUCAUCAUUUUGUUAUUGCCAAACAGCUGAUUCCAGUAAAUAGCAUGUCGUCGUCAACUUGUAAUUCUUUAUCAACAAAUCAACUUCAAAUACGCGUUAUCAAACCCCAAGAACGUCAGCAGGUGUUGGAUUUUCUACGUGUGCACUAUUAUCUGGAAGAACCUUUAACGGUGGGCAGUGAGCCCAAGCAGCAAGAUAAAGAAGAUGAGGAUUUUAACAUGUCCAACAUAGAACACGACACGUGUAUUAUGGCUGUUCAAAAAGAUGAUACUAAUUCCCAGGAGACAAUAGUAGGAGCUCUUAUGGCCGGUCCUAAAGGGCCCGAUGAAGCUGAUCAUCUUUUUGAGGAGGCCGCCAAUUUGGGUCCCACCAAAUGGGGUCAUAUUUUACAGUUUUUGGCCUGUGUGGAACGAGACGCUAAUAUUUGUGGACGUUUCAAAGUACAAAAAGUUUUGCACGUUCAUGUUAUGGGAGUAAAUAGAGAAAUGCAUGGUCAGAAUAUUGGACGUCGUUUGGUGGAGCAAGUACUAAAUGUGGCAAAACGUUUGAACUUCAAAAUGGUGGCAGCAGAUUGUACUAGCUAUUAUUCGGCCAGAUUAUUUGAACGCAUGGGAUUUGAAUGCAUUAAUAUUAAAUACUACAAGGAUUAUGUGGAUGAGACCGGAAAACAAGUUUUCAAACCAGACGCGCCACACGAAUGUGUUAAAACAUUUGCUCUUAAAUUGUAAAUUAGUUGAGUAUAUUUGCAUAUUUAUGUAUUUAGAUUUUGUUUUGUUAUGAAGUUUGGCGGGAAGCACUUAAAAAAAUGGGACAUAAGGCAAAUUUUGUAAAAGAGAGUAGAAACAAGUUACCCCCAGUAACACGAAGUCUGGUUAUGUUUUAACCACAUAAUAGUUAUACUGGCAGUUUUCAUACAAAAUAAUUUUAACCGACACUUCGUGUUAAUGGGGGUUAGAGUUAUAUAUUCGGCUAUGUCGAAUCAUACGUAUUAUUCACCCAGCAUACCUAAAUAUUUUUUAAGGAAUACCGUUAUCAUAACACUGUAAUAUUCUCUGAGUUUCAAUAAUAAAAUUAUACAGAUAUA
Molecule: messenger RNA, 1410 nt
Organism: Calliphora vicina (urban bluebottle blowfly)
Lineage: Eukaryota; Metazoa; Arthropoda; Insecta; Diptera; Calliphoridae
Product: arylalkylamine N-acetyltransferase-like 2
Exons: 1
Coding region: 191-1054 (287 amino acids)
Molecular function (GO): N-acetyltransferase activity
Source: RefSeq, a predicted model, not a curated record